CCCUGUGAAGUAGAUUGGGCUGAGAGAGAGUGACUGGCCAAAAUUAUUCAGCUGGCUUUCAUGGCUAAGGCAAGACUUGAACUGACAAACUUCUGCUUUCUAGCCUGGUGCCUUCAUCACUAGACUAAAUUCACCAAAUUGGCUCUUUCAGUUUAAUAAAUUAAAUUAUAAUAGACUAUCUUCUAGACCAGGCAUGUCAAACUCGCGAGGUCACAUGAUGUCGCAUGAUAUAUCACGACUUUCCCCAUUGCUGGCAAUAGGAUGGGUGUGGUUUUGGUAUGACAUAUCUGGCCCAUAGACUAGCAAUUUGACAUGCCUAUUCUAGACUGUUGAUUAGGUUUUGGUGGUCUUGUACAGUGUAGAAAUACUUUGAAUACUAUGAGUCUAUCCAUAAGAAUUUAAACAUAUCCUUUGUAUUUAUCCUUCCUCAAACAAUGUCUCAUGAAAUUCUACUGUCUUUCACAAGUAAUUUGCCAUGCAAUAUUUGGGGCUCAUGUUUAACAAAUCCAAAGUAUACUUAAAUAAUUACAUGAUAGCUAAACUCAGGUCAUUGGCCAAUAUGUCAGCAAGGUAAGAAAAAUACACAUUCUCAUGUAACAUUAUAGCAAACAUGAAAGCGCUAUUUUAAAAACUUAAUAUAACAUUGAGAUCUUUAUCAAAUAUAUUCUACAUUCUUAGACAAUUUUUUGAAAAGGUAAUCAGCUUGAAGGCUUUUUCCUGUCAUUUCUAAGAACAUUUAAAAAAACAUUUGUCAAUGUUAGCUUUUUUAUUGAUUUUUUUAAAAAAAUUGAUGAAGUAAACUCAAACUACAAUUGUUUUACAUCAUUAAGAUCUGACUACUAAAUGCUUAUUCUAACAACAUAUUUACAGAAGGUUCUUUAGAGAAGUUUUCUUCAUUUAUAAUGAAAAACAUUAAAUAAAUUGAACCUUUGAACAGAAUAAACACAGUAUUAACAUUUGGAUGUGCAUUUAAGAUUUACACAAAUUUAUAUUACAGAAAAGGUAAGUAAUAUAUCUUUCCAGUCAUUUAUAUAUUAAAAGUUGAAUUGUUUGUGUUUAACUUUAUCAUUUAAUUUAUAAAAAAGUUUAUAGAAAAGAUGAUGUGGCCUUGUGGUUAAGAUUCUGGGCUUGCGAACUGGAAGGUAGGCAGUUAAAAUCCCAAGCACUACAUGAUGGGAUGAACAGAAUUUGUGCGCCUCGGCAUAUAGGUAAUCCUUAAGUUACAAUAGUUCAUUUAGUGACCAUUCAAAGUUACAACAGCACUGAAAAAAAUGAAUAUGACACUUAAAAACCAUUGUAGCAUCCCCAUGGUCACAUGAUCAAAAUUCGGAUACUUGGCUGCUGACUCAUAUUCAGGAAGAUUGUACUGUCCCAAGGUCAUGUGAUCACCUUUUAUGACCUGACAAAGACUGGGAAAACCAGAUUCAUUUAACAACCAUGUUGCUAACUUAACAACUGCAGUGAUUCACUUAAUAAUUAUGGCAAGAAAGGUUGUAAAAUGGGGCAAAAUUCACUUAGCUGUUUUGCUUAGCAACAAAUUUUGGGCUCAUUGUCAUAAGUUGAAGGCUACUUGUAGUCAUAUUGGCCACAUGACCACAGAAGCAUCUUCAGACAACAUUGGCUCCCUCUGCAAGGAAACAGAUGAGCACUGUCCUAUAGAGUCUUAUAUGACUAGACGAAGCCUUAUAUAGAAAAAGCUUUAUAAUUUGGCAGAAUAUGCAAAUGAAACAGGCUAAUAUAUUAAACUAGGAAAUAUUUGUCUUAUAGAAAAGCACCAGCAAAUAUAUUUUCUAUGCUAUGUGCUCAUAUAUUUAAUUAGAUUUUAAUAGGAAAAAAAGUCUAAAAAAGCAAAGAGAGAUCAGAAGUCAUAUCAGUGAUAGAAGUGAAAUCUCACAAAGAGAAGACCUUGAUUGAUUAGGAAAUAGCCCUAAAAAAACCCUGAAAAUUGAAACGGAUAACACACUAACAUAAAGUGCAGUAGCUUAAUUUUUAUAUACAGUAUAUACUUAAAAUCAACUACAUAGACAUUUAUGUAUUCUGCUUGCCCUUUUGGAAAAUGGGGUACUGUAUAGCUACCACUGCAAAUGUCAUUCUCUGUUCCUUUCAAUUUGGCGUGUGGUUUGUGUCUGUUAAUCAAAGCUUGCUGUGAGAUUUAAGAGCAGAGGCAAUCUUUCAAGUGGGCUUUAGCUGUUCAGUGUUUUAAAAUAAAUAUUAGGAUCAUAUUUGGCAGCCAGAGAAAACAGCUUUUACUAAGUGGUGCAAUUACAUCAAGUAAAAAUUCCAAAAACAAACAUAUGCAGCAUUAAAAUGGUAAGACUUAGUAAGUAGCACAACUAUCUGGAUUAGCAGUUUUCAUUUUAAUUGUUGCAGUUUACUCUAUUGGAGUUUGAAAGCACAUUUUGAACUUAAAUUAACAAUUUCAUAAAAAAUAAGUAACAAUUCCCAAAUAUCAGAGAUUUUCUUUAAAAGCAAGUAAAUAGAAAUUUGGAGCCAGAUUGAUGUAGCCCAUUUGCAUCAGGCUAGAAAUUGGGAGGCCAUAAGUUCUGGUCCUGCCUUAAGCACAAAGUCAGUUGGAUGGUCUUGGGCUAAUCACUUUCUCUCUGACCUGGGAAAAAGGCAAUGGCAAACCACCUGUGAAAAAAUCUUGCCAAGAAAAUUGCAGGGAUCUGUCCAGGCAGUCUCCAAGAAUCAAAUGCAAUUAUAUGGAAAAAAUCUAAUUGAAAUGAUUAAUGUGUUCAUUAAUUAGUUAUUGAUGUUAAAUUGAUUCCUGAGAAUUUGUAAGCAGUAGGAAGCUUCCCUGCAACCUUCCAAAGUAAGCACAAGAGGGCAGUAAUAGAUAACGUUUUAAUAGCUUAUCUUCCCACGUGACCUGUGUAUAAGAAUUACCUAUCCAGCUGUUACCUUUGUAAGCAAUCUUUGUAUAAAUUACUCUCAGAAAUGGUAAACAACCAAACUAUUAUUUAUUUUUUCAAUAUUUUACUUGAUAAAUAUCCUACAUAUUACUUGCAUAGUUCUUUUCAGACUGAAUCCAACUUGCCACCAGAAAACUAUUGCUCCCCCCCACUUUUCAUAUAAAUACAAUCUGUACCUCAUGUUAUAUAGGCAAGUGUAACUUAGAUUACCAUAUAUUGAAGCAUGGAACAAAAUCAUAUUAAUGGUUUAGAUGCACACAGUGUAUAAGGUUUAUUUUUAGCUUAGUACAAUGUGUGAAUAGAGCCACUGAAAUUUAAGAAUGUAUGAACUGAAAUUUUACAGCUAAUUCAAUAAACUAUGAUUUUAAAAUCUGAUUUAGCACAAUAUGUAUUAAAACAACAUUUAAAUAGCUAGGAAAGUUUCCCCACUGCUUUGUGGGCAUAGUUAUGAAAUAUUAAUGAUAAAGCCUCUUUGUAGAAUACCUGUUUUAGCUUCAGGGAUCCAGACAUGAAUUAAUCCAAUGCUCUACAUAUAUAUUUUCCUGACAGUGAGUUACACUGCAGUUCAAUGGAGCAUGCUUUGAAUAAAACUUUGUAGUUAAGUCACUGUGGUAUUUUUUCAAAAGCCAACAAAUAAAAUUCUGUUCAACUCAUCCUCAGUGCUAUGAGGAAUUCAUGGAAAGUACAGUUUUAAAGAUUAAUAUGACAAAUUAAACAAAUCUGUAAUUGCUGAGAGUGAUUAUGGAUAAUUGUUUGCCAGAUAUUAAUAUGUAUGCAGGAAUGGUUUACUAUCUAUAUAUUUUGAAAUUUGAGAUUUUUGCUACACUUCUAUUCCUGCUUUAAAAAAAUAAAGCAGCAGGGAUGUGAUAUAAUUAUACAAUGUAAAAAGGAUAGCUUAGAAAUUAAACUAAAAUGGAAACAUGAAGUGUCAUAUUUUAAAUGAAGAACAAUGGAACUAUAGUGAUGCAUGAAUAAUAUAAAUAUAUUCUUGACUGAAAAUAAUUCUGCAUCAGUUAAUUGCAUCUGUUAUUCUGAUUUCUCCAAAGUUAAGUAGUACUACUGAUUCUUGUUAAAGUAACUGGACCUUGAUAAUAUAUCUUUCCCAGUCAUUUUCAUAGUGGAUAUUAAACUCCUGUAAAUAAACUGUCUCUUAAAAGCUAUUUAUAACAAAGAGGUUUUUUUUUUCAUUUUUUGGAUUUUUCUAAGGUUGUAAUUCAAAUAUAAACUUGUUAAUCAUAUAUGGAUAUUUCAGAUGCUGAAAAGGGUAUGGAAAAUGGAAAGCCACUUUAAGAUGCAGUAUUGUAUGAGCACAAUAAAGAAUUAUUGUUUUGUUAGCCUUUUAAAUUCUUGUGGAUUAGUUCAUCUAAAUUAAUUUCUACAACGGAAGUGUUUGUUUUCCUUUAGACUUGUACAAAAUGUGCUUUGCCCUAGUUAAAAAAACCAAACUUUUUACAGUUUCUAUCUUCAGUUUCAACAGCUAUUCAAAAUGGAAGAUAAUUAAAAACUCAGAAAUUUGGAAAAUAGGAAGAAGGGGGGGAGCGAUUCAUCCUCUUUCUCUGGGCACAACCCCUUUCCCAAACGGAUGCUUCGGCGCUGUAAGCUUUGAGGGGAGCAUUUGGCCCAGAGCAGAACUUGGCUGGGACCUCCCUGCUGCUUUGAUUGGCUGGAAGUUUUUUUUUUCGGUGCAGUUUUAUCAUAGGCGCGGAGAAAUUCGGGGCUAUUUGCUCAGUUUGGAGACAGAGGUGCGAUCCAUGCCGCUUCCUCCUCCUCCUCCCCCCCCCCGAGGUUUGGCGCAGAACAGCCAGAGGGCAGUUUGAGUCCGCUGGGUUGAGACCGCGACUCUUUUUCUUUUCACUUUCUUGCAGAAUUUGUUUUUAUCCUAUCGUUCCAUUAUUUCGUGGCCAUGGAGAACGGGGUGCCGUUUUACGAUCAACCCGGGACAUCGUCCGAAACGGGCAAGUGGCCCUGCACGGAACAGUGCACCCUCAAGAACUUGAGUAGCUGGCGAAUGUCCCUCAAGUUUUCGCAAGUGAUCCUAUCCUUCCUAGCUUUUGUUGCUGAAGAAGCUGUGAAGAGGUGCAACUCCUGUGCUGGACUUUACAUCUUUGAGUUUGCUAGCUGCACUGCCUUUAUUUUAAGCAUCUCAAUCCUGGUUUUAUACUGUACUGCUCUUUAUCAAAAGGCUGGAGAAGACAGAGUAACUUGUGUGGAUUUCUUUGUUGCUGCAACAGUAGGAUUGCUGUUCCUCCUGGCUUCAAUUAUAUUUACUGUAACUGCUGAGAAGGCACUGAUUGAAAAUACUGCAACUACAUUUGGUUACUGCGCAAGUACAUUAUUUCUUGUGGAUGCUGCCCAAAUAAUCAUGAAGCGUAUCGUUGAAGAAAAACUGCUGGAGACCAUUCCAACAGUUCGAUGCAAUCGACGUGAUCGACGUGAGAUUCGAAUGUUAAAUAAUCAGCGGGUCUAAGAUGUAAACCACAAUGGCUUUAUACUGCAUGCUGAUCAUAGUUGAAGAGAUACUGUCCUUUAAGAUGUAUAGGUAGUCCUCAACUUAUAACCAUUUGUUUAGUGACCAUUCAAAGUUACAAUUGCACUGAAAAAGUGACGUAU
Messenger RNA from Crotalus tigris (Tiger rattlesnake), 5522 nucleotides. It is a transcript of the gene CMTM6, whose product is annotated as CKLF like MARVEL transmembrane domain containing 6. NCBI's taxonomy places the organism in Eukaryota, Metazoa, Chordata, Lepidosauria, Squamata, Viperidae. The record is from RefSeq and is a predicted model, not a curated record. The transcript is spliced from 4 exons. Gene Ontology annotation, cellular component: membrane. Bases 4816 to 5379 code for a protein of 187 amino acids.